UUCAAGAUGGCAGCGCCCGUAAAUCUAAACAAUAUUCCAGAUGAUCCUUUAAAUCACAUUUUCUCAUACCUGGAUUAUAAGGACUUGGUCAGUUGCUGUAGAGCAUGCCAUCGGCUUCAUGCAGUUGCUGAAAACAACGUUCAUUGGAAAAGAUUAUGUCAGUUUUACUGGCUAGAGACAAAUUCAAUCAGUGUUAGUGACUGGAAACAACAUUUUGUAGCAUGGUACAAAGACUAUGGGCGAUAUGUAAACUGCUACAGGAAAAUAAAAAAAGCUUGGACAAAUAUUGAAAACUUCAUCGAAAAAUCCUGUCCAAAGAUAUAUAGUUCAAUCCAAUCUGGUGUUUCCGAGGAGGUUUUAACAGAAGCAGAGAACAGAAUUCAUCAGAACCUACCAGAUGCAUUCAGAUGUUCCUACAGAAUUCAUAAUGGACAGUCUCUUAUAACACAUGGGCUGAUGGGGACUGUUAAGAUUGCUAGUCAUGUCAGAACACAAGAGCUUCUGGAUCUGCGGACAGCAACCAACAACUAUCAGGAUCAUGGGGACCUAAAGUUCAUGAUGCCUAUCACACUGUGCCCUUUCACACAUGUGGCUCAGUUACUGGUGCUAUCGGAAGACAGCGGUCUUGGUUAUGGUCAGGUGGUCUAUCCUACACCUGACAAUAUGCUCCUUUCAAAUAAUUCUGCCAUGGAUUUCUUUAUAUCAGGGAAUUCCUUUGAGGAUUGGUUUAUAUCAUAUGCACAGGAUUUGGAGAGAAAUACAUUCUCAGUUGUGAAUGGGCAGAUUUACAGGUUAUAUCGUGAGCCUUCCUGUAUUGCUGUCACCAGUGGUAUCCAAGUAACAGUUGCCACUGCCUUCAUGCCAGAGCUCAGCACAAUUAACCCACCUCACUUCUUCUUUGUCUAUUAUAUCACCAUGUCCAUGGCAGAAGAUGAAGAUCCAAAGGAAUCUUGUCAGCUAGAGACACGGCACUGGAUUAUCACUAAUGAGGAAGGAAAUGAGGAGAGAGUUGAUGGACCUGGAGUAGUGGGGGAGUACCCAAUAAUGCGCCCCAAGGCCAUCUACUCUUACACAAGCUGUUGUUCCUUUGCCACACCCACAGGGAAUAUGAGGGGAACCUUUACUUUCAGAAAUCUUAAAACAGGACUAAACAUGGAGGUUGAAUGCCCAGUUUUCCACAUGAAGUGUUUGCCAUACAUCACAUGUGCACAGGCACACCAGCAGGCAACAGAAGUGAAGAAAGGAAAGUAGGCAUGGGACUGUAGUGAAGAAGUUUUGAAUAAUCUGCACCCUAGUAUUAAAUAGGCACCAUUUGGUAUAGUUGGUACUUCUGAGGGGAAAGGACAUAACUCAAACAAGAUCUUAGAAAUGCACAAAAGAUGUAUCAAAAUGUUUGCUACCUUUCCCUUUUUUAAAAAUAAACCAAUGAAAACUAAAUAUUUCAUUUAACACAUUUGUCAAAGUGCAAUGAAUUGAUAUACCUUUAAUUUUUGUUAAGAACUCGUUGAACUUGUGUAUAAGUAUUAUUAUAAUGAACAAUAUAUUGCUAUUUAUAUUUAACAGAAAUGAAUUUUAAAUUUCAUGAUUUGUUUAUGUUAUACAUUGGUGUUACAACAGCUGCCUUUAAAGUUUAGUUGCAGUUUAACUAUUUGACAGCUGGCUUUUUAUGAAGACAUGCAGUUGGACAAUUAUCUUGGAAUCUUGGAACAC
Lingula anatina is the source of this 1710-nucleotide messenger RNA. RefSeq names its product F-box only protein 3. The record is from RefSeq and is a predicted model, not a curated record. Gene Ontology annotation, cellular component: cytoplasm. Lineage: Eukaryota; Metazoa; Brachiopoda; Lingulata; Lingulida; Lingulidae. Gene Ontology annotation, molecular function: protein binding.